This is a messenger RNA of Stegodyphus dumicola, 1572 nucleotides long. RefSeq names its product glycine receptor subunit alphaZ1-like. Gene Ontology annotation, biological process: monoatomic ion transmembrane transport. The record is from RefSeq and is a predicted model, not a curated record. Gene Ontology annotation, cellular component: membrane. NCBI's taxonomy places the organism in Eukaryota, Metazoa, Arthropoda, Arachnida, Araneae, Eresidae. Gene Ontology annotation, molecular function: extracellular ligand-gated monoatomic ion channel activity; transmembrane signaling receptor activity.
AAUGGGCAACAAUUUCUUUCUCUGUUCCUUUUAUUUCUUUUGUUUAAACCUUAUGUUUUCAAGUACCUUCUUAUGUGAAUCUCAACUUCAAGAAGACGACGAUCCGUGUUCUAUUUUGAUACCAAAAGGAUACGAAAAAUACAGAGCUCCUUCUAACAAAGGUCAGCCCAUAAAUGUUUAUAUUCAGCUCGACAUUCUUGACAUCGAUGAAGUCAAUGAAGAAACAAUGGAUUUUCGGCUACACGCUUAUGUAAGUUCAGCAUGGAAUGACUCCAGACUUGACCAGGUGGAAAAUAAGCAGGUUUAUCAUCAAUGUUUGAACAGCAUUUGGACACCAGAUCUUAUAUUUGAAGCUGCAAAGCAAACAAAUUUGCUAAGCGCUGGCAAAAGUUACUUUCGAAUUGAAGCCGAUGGCUCCUUGUAUCUGAGCCACAGAUAUUCUUUUCGAGUUACAUGUUUAAUGCACUUUGGAGCUUAUCCAUUUGACAUUCAGACUUGUUUAUUCACUGUGACUUUCAUGGGUACAUCAGAUGAAGAAGCAGUCUUGAAGUGGUAUCAAGACGAAAAUUCUGCUUACUCCUCGAACCGAAGCUCUAUUGUUUUCGUGAAGCAUAUUGAGCCACUGCAAUUCAGUCUAGGAAAAACUGUCACUUACUCAGUUAUACUAAAAGAAUAUGUUGAAAACUUUACUUGUUUGAUGCUUAAACUCCCUUUCGUGCGCCAUAUCACUGGCAGCAUAAUCAAUUGUUAUAUUCCUUCAACCUUGAUAGUUAUCGUGAGUUGCGUGACUUUCUGGCUGAGACCAGAGGCUGCACCAGCACGAGUGACCCUUAGCAUCACUUGCCUUCUCACGUUGUGCACUCAGAUUCAGCAAUAUAAAUCUCACCUCCCUCCAAUAAGCUACGUGACGGCUUUGGAUAUCUGGUUCUUUGCAUGCAUUAUUACUGUAUUCUCAACUCUGAUAGUUUUCGCUGCUUCAUACGAAGCAUACUAUGCUAGAGAAAAGGAAAAAUCAGUGAAAUCUUUUCCAGCUGUUAUUUGUUCUGUUCGUGGAAAACACAAUUCCUUGAGUAGGAAUAAUAAAGUGGAUAGGACUGAACUGAAUGAGACUAAGAAAGAAGUGAAGUACCUCUCGGUCUCAAGAUAUUGCGAUUCAUAUUCAAUUGAUAAAGCUUGCAGAAAACUGUUUCCUUUUUCUUUCACUGUGUUUGCUAUUUGUUAUUGGGUCUAUUAUCUCAGCAGUUUUUAUUAUCAUUAAUCACCUAAUCGAUGUACUUAAAGUAUCAUUAACCAAAGAACUCAAAUCAAACCAAGUGUUUCCAUAUUUGCUGUAAUGAGUUAACACUGUCACAAUUGUGAAUAUGCCAUAUCAUAGUCAUUUUCUGAAUUUCUAAUUCAUACGUACCUAACAGGGUUAAACAAUUGCCGAAUUUUUUGUAUUACUACAUAUAAUAUCCAGGCCAAUUGUUUUCUUAUUUGAUGUUACAGGAAUUUACACUGCUACAACUGAGAAUGUAUACUGCCAUAAUCUAAUCAUUUGCUAAAUUUCUAAUUCACGCAGAGCUAAGAAGA